Phascolarctos cinereus (koala) is the source of this 3262-nucleotide messenger RNA. It is a transcript of the gene HOXA10, whose product is annotated as homeobox A10. Gene Ontology annotation, cellular component: nucleus. Gene Ontology annotation, molecular function: DNA-binding transcription factor activity, RNA polymerase II-specific; RNA polymerase II cis-regulatory region sequence-specific DNA binding. The record is from RefSeq and is a predicted model, not a curated record. Gene Ontology annotation, biological process: regulation of transcription by RNA polymerase II. Lineage: Eukaryota; Metazoa; Chordata; Mammalia; Diprotodontia; Phascolarctidae.
GAAAAACAGCAGGGCUAAAAGAUAUACUGGGAGGCCACUGACCUGCCCACCACCAACUGCCCCAAAUCAAAAUUUGAAAAAGAGGAGAGCAAGAGACAUGUGUACGUCGUUUUAUUUAAGUCAGCUCAUAUGCAUGCGUUAUCCGGAGAGAGGCUUUUGGAACAAGCCAAGGGCAGACUCAGGCUCCCGGAUAGCGCUAGGUCGGAGGCGUCAUAAACACCCCACUUGUUUACUAUCUGAUAUCAGGGCCCAGGAGCGCUACAGAGAUGAGUUUAGUUCCCCCCUCCCGCCAUGAAAAUGGGGUGCAUGACUUGGGGAAGGAGGGAUCUGGUGACUAGUCCAAAAUCCUGGUCAAGAUCGCGCCCCCAGAGUCCUGAGUCCCAGCCCUAGGUGUUGGGGCGUGUGUCUCCGGGCCCAUCAAUAUACAUUACAUAUUUAUAUAAAUUCUCAAUUCAGAGGUCGACCUGAGAGCAGCACAGCGCCUACGAAACCAAACUGGGAGGGGUCGCUGGGAAACCCUGGCUCUUCAUUGGCUGCGGUAGCUCGCCGAGGUGCGGGGGGAUCUCUAACCCUAUUCAGCAUGUUUUGUACAAGAAAUGUCAGCCAGAAAGGGCUAUCUGCUCCCUUCGCCAAAUUAUCCCACAGCAAUGUCAUGCUCCGAGAGCCCGGCCGCGAACUCUUUUUUGGUGGAUUCGCUGAUCAGCUCGGGCAGAGGGGAAGGAGGUGGAGGUGGAGGCGGCGGCGGCGGCGGCGGAGGAGGAGGAGGAGGAGGAGGCGGCGGCGGCGGCUAUUACCCUCACUACCUGCCACAGGCGUCCGAGUUGUCCUACGGUCUGCAAAGCUGCGGGCUUUUCCCGGUCCUGAGCAAACGCAAUGAAGGAGGAGGAUCGCCGGGGGGCAUGGUGCCCUCGUCGCACCCUUACAUGUCAGGCAUGGAGGUCUGGCUAGACGGCCCCAGGUCGUGCCGAAUGGAGCAGCCGGAUGGUCCGCCGCCCCCGAAUCACCAGCCGCAGCCCCAGCAGCCGCAGCCCCAGCAGAACCAGCAGCAACAGUCCCAGAACCAGCAACAGCCCCAGAAUCACCACCACCACCAGCAGCAGCCGCCACAGCAACCGCAGCAGCAAGCGACCUCUUGCUCCUUCGCUCAGAACAUCAAAGAGGAAAACUCUUAUUGUCUCUAUGAUUCCGACAAAUGCCCCAAAAGUUCAACGGCCCCAGAGCUAGUCUCCUUCCCCCAGCGGGGCCCUCCCGAGGUCUGCGCCCUCAACAGCGGCGGCGGCGGCGGGGGCGGGGGCGGCGGCGGCGGCGUGCCGGUCCCGGGCUAUUUCCGCCUGUCUCAAGCCUAUGGCACCGGCAGCUCCAAGAGCUAUAGCGCGGCGGCAGCGGUGGCGGCCGCAGCAGCAUCGGGGUCUCAGCUGGGCGCCUCCCCGUUCCCCCAGCAGCCCCAAGUUCGCUUCGACUCGCCGCCCGCUCUCGCUUCCGCCUCGGCUGAGACGGGUAGGAAGGAGAGCUCCCUUGAAUCGCCUCCGCCCACGGCCUUAGCUUGUGGAUCCCAGGCUGCGGAGGAAGAGACACAAGCGUCGUCCUCCGCCGCCGAGGAACUGUCCCCCGCUCCCUCGGAGAGCAGCAAGCCCUCUCCGGAGAAAGACCCCAUAGGCAGCGCCAAAGGUGAGAACGCAGCUAACUGGCUCACUGCAAAGAGCGGCCGGAAGAAGCGAUGCCCCUACACUAAGCACCAGACUUUGGAGCUGGAGAAGGAAUUUCUUUUCAACAUGUACCUAACUCGAGAGCGGCGCCUAGAGAUCAGCCGCAGCGUCCAUCUCACAGACAGACAGGUUAAGAUCUGGUUUCAGAACCGACGGAUGAAACUGAAGAAAAUGAACCGAGAAAACAGAAUCCGAGAGCUCACAGCCAACUUUAACUUUUCUUGAUGAACCUCCAAACGACCACCACGUUUUGACAGUGAAAAGAGCCAGUAACCCUUCUUCCUAGGCGCUAGAGAUUCGCACCUGUAUCACCCGGAGUCACGAGUUGUUGUUGUUUUUUUCCCCACCCCUUUCUCCAUUCUCCAUCUAUCCAUAGCAGCUUUGCCAGGCGGGAUUGGGUGGGGAGUGUGUGGUUGGUUUGUCUUGCUUUCUAGGGGUGAAUGGGGAGGGGGAGCCAUGCCUCCAAGCAAACAAACAAACAAACAAAUAAAACGGGCAGUCACAUCAAGCGACGUCUUGGGCCGAGCUUGCUCGCCUCCCUCGUUCCCCACUCCUUUCAUGAGCCAAGUGUUGUCUCUCAGAGGGCCGUGCGUGUCUAGCCAGGCUCCGAGUCCAGGCGAUUCUGGCGACAUUGUAAGCGCUAAGGUGUCUAUGGGGAGGUGACGGGUGAGUAGUCGAGGCUUUCCAUUUUGGACGCGUUCAGGUCAGAGCUGCGGUGGGGGUGUGUGUGAGAGAGAUACUGUUUCUUUGCCUUGCAGUUCCUAGUUUCUUUCCUUUUGAAGGGGAAGGCCUUCACCACCUCGAACACGCAGGGUGAAAACAAGGACGUGACAUUGUCUUACGGGGGAGAGGAGGGAAAGCUGGAGAGAGGGAAAAAGAAGGAGAGAAAGACAGUUCUCUCUUUUCUCUGCAAACUGUCACAGCUUUAAAAAUUGAGCAGGAAAGGGAGACCUCUCUUGGUCCCAUACAAGGUCUUGUGCUGCUCAGGUAUUAAAUGUUCACACUUACCUCUAACUCCAGCUAUCUUCCCUGUUGUAGAUACUGACCUAAUGUAGUUUUGCUUAUUAUAUUAUGUGGAAUUAGUGGAUUUUUGUCUCUAAGUAAUGUUACCACUGGUAGCACGUGACAAGCACACACAAUUCUCCCUGCCUUAUGGGGAGGGGGGAGUAAAUUUCGCUUUUAUUUUGCUCACUGAAAUUCAUGGGACCCUUCAGAGGACUCUAGCAGACGAGGUAGAAGAGAGAAAGGGAGACAUUGUUCGGAUUUCCUUUAUACUGUGAAGUUACAUGCAUAAAAGGGUCAAACCUGUAGGUGCAGAAACAAAGAGAAGUCUAAAUACAAAUCUGUAUAAAUGUCUAUUAUUAAAGAAUUGCCAAUACUGUUUUAAGCAAAUGCAUUCUAUCGUUAUUAUAAAUGUUAGUCCUAGCUCUAUUUACUUCUUACCUUAAAUCAGAAUAAAUUAAUAUUGUAAUGCUGCUGUGCGUGGAAAAAAAAAGACAAUGUUUAUGUUCUUAUAUAGAAGAAUAAAAGCCGUGGAAUGAAGCCUUUUAAUUUUA